Opisthorchis viverrini is the source of this 759-nucleotide messenger RNA. RefSeq lists its product as hypothetical. NCBI's taxonomy places the organism in Eukaryota, Metazoa, Platyhelminthes, Trematoda, Opisthorchiida, Opisthorchiidae. The record is from RefSeq and is a predicted model, not a curated record. The transcript has a single exon. Bases 1 to 759 code for a protein of 252 amino acids.
AUGUCGACAGUUAUCCCUAUCUUCAAAAAGGGCACACGGACGCUAUGUGUAAACCACCGUGGCGCCAGCCUGUUAGCUGUGGCAGCGAAGGUGCUCUCUGGCCUUAUCCUUCGAAGGUUGACUGAACACAGGGAGAGACAGAUCCGUGAAAACCAAGCUGGGUUCCGUCUUGCAAGAGGUUGCAUCGAUCAUAUCUUCACCCUCCGACAGAUUCUGGAACAGCGACACUGCUUCCAGCAACCAACAAUGGUUGUUUUUCUUGAUCUGAAAGCUGCCUUUGACUCUGUGGACCGCCAAGCACUAUGGCAGUGUCUGUGGAGCAAAGGUGUCCCUCAUAAAUUCUUGACCCUCAUUAAGGCGCUGUACGCCAACUCCCGCGGCCGUGUACAUGUCUACGGGAAGCUCUCUCCUGAGUUCACCACAUCCAGUGGUGUCCGACAGGGCUGUCCUCUUUCACCUUUCCUCUUCAACUUCGUCAUUGAUACGAUCAUGGAAGACUCACUACCAGCCUCUAAUGCCCGUGGAGUCGAAGUGGUCCAUGGGCCUUCGCUCACAGACAUCGAAUACGCAGACGACAUAGCUCUUCUUGGAUCUGACCCCGUGGUAAUGCAAACAAUCCUAACCAAUCUAAAUAAAUCUGCUUCCAGGUUCGGGAUGCGCUUCACACUUGCAAAGUGUAAAGUGCUACUGCAAGACUGGAUGGGCUCGAACUCACACAUAGCUCAUUCAUGGCAGCGCCUGGGUGACUUUCAAACGUAA